GAAAGUGACGUUAUAGGCUCUCUGCCCAAUGCUUCCUCUCCCCCUCCCCCUCCUUCUUCCUCUUCGUCCUCUAUAUCACUUUUUCUCGUGAAUCGAAUCAAAAAGUGGACAACUUCAGCAUCCCCACGUAAAUUCUUCACGAGGGCUUCAAUAAAGCUGGCUCACUUUUGUCUUCAUUUCAAUCUGUUUUUGAUUCAAAACACAUUUUCUCUGAGACCCUUUUGCUCUGAGAGUUCAUAUCGAGAAGGGCUUUUGAUACGCUUCACUGUCAUUGUGAAUUGCGUUGCAGUUCUUCUUCUUCUUCUUCCUCUGCUUCAUCCUCCAUAUCACCUUUUCUCGUGAAUCGUAUCAAAAAGUGAACAACUUCUGCACCCCCGCGUAAAUUCUUCACGAGGGCUUCAAUAAAGCUGCUCACUUUGUCUUCAUUUCAUUCCUUUUUUUUUAAAUCCAAAACACAUUUUUUCUGAGACCCUUUUGCUCUGAGAGUUGACAUCGGAGAAGGGCUUUUGAGUAUGAGAUUGGAGGAGAGGUUUGAAGCUGUUAACAGGUACCGGAAAAAGGUCUUUUGGAUGGCCAAAGCGGCGGUAAAGAAGGCGGUGAGGAACAACGGCGGCGGCGGAGUGAAGAAGAAGAAGAAACAGUUGAGGUUUCAGUACGAUCCUUCAAGCUAUGCAUUGAAUUUCGACGACGGCGGAGGAGCAUCUCCUCAAAGAUUCUCCGGCGAUGUCAAGAACAUCACUUGGGUUUAUUAUGUUGUCUUUGUUGAAUCUUGUCGACAUUGAUUCGAUUCUCAA
This is a messenger RNA of Tarenaya hassleriana, 794 nucleotides long. RefSeq lists its product as uncharacterized. The record is from RefSeq and is a predicted model, not a curated record. The transcript has a single exon. Lineage: Eukaryota; Viridiplantae; Streptophyta; Magnoliopsida; Brassicales; Cleomaceae. The coding region runs from base 513 to 782 and encodes 89 amino acids.